AUGAGCAAACAAAGUCAUAAAGCAAAAACAAAUUUACCAGCUGGAGGCUUCCUUGCAAUCGGUCGUGAUAUGCCAUCAACUUCAGAUACUAGUCGUGUCAAACCAUUGUUGAACAAGCGGGAAUUACCGCAGGUAACAGUUGGAAUUUUGAAAAAACCUCGCUUGGACUUUUCUUCUAAAGUUGUUCUAAGUUCUUCAUCAGUCAGUUCUCAGAAACGUAAUGAAGUGGACGAUUCAAGAUGGCGUUGUUUCUGUGCUGAAGUUCAUGUCGAGCCCAGACAUCUCCUUUUAUUGUUGGAAUCUGCGAAGGAAAAACAAAAACCACAGAAAGCUGCUCGGUUGAUUUGCGCGGCAUUACGAGAUAUGAGUGAUCGCCGUAAAGAUGCAGGUAGCUGGACUGUAGAACCAGCACUUUGUUCUGCUCUACUUAAUUUCAUCAAAAUGAAUGCACCAUUUUUAACGUCUUCUGAGGAACUAAUUGAAGGGCUUUGUUCACUUCUGUCAACAAAUUUUCCGUCUUCUCCAUGUUCUGCAAUAGCUCCUCUGUUGUUGUACAAAGUUCUGAAAGAAAUGAACGAUUGGAAUUGGAAGCUAGUGGAGACUUUUAUGGAUGAUAGUUUGCAUGAUAGGCAAUGGGUUGAUCGGCCAGCAGCAGAUGAAUUGGCAAAGAAUAUUAUGACAGCUUUCGGUACUCGAAUACCGCAUGAAUCAAUGUAUACAGGUUGUGAAUUGGUCUAUCCAGAGAGAUUUCGGAAUGAAGUAAUCAUUACGAAUAGAUUUACACAAGUUAAUGGACGAGAGCUUAAAAUUGAAGUAUUUGUGUCAAGGAUGAAAGAUAUAUGUGAGCGAAAAGGUGAAAGUGCACCGCGAAAUUUGCUGAAGACAAUGUGUACAUGUGCCGGAAAUGCAAGUGUACGUCUAUUAGCUGCACGAAAAAUGGAUUCCUGGCUACUCAAUGGAAAACUCCAAAGGUACGCCAUGGAAUUGCUUUUAUGGAUAGCAUGUAAUAUGGGACAAAAUGAAUUAACUGAUGAAGAUAGAGACACUUUAUGUGCUUUGUUAAAAUUGCGAGCAUUGAAAAGUAAACAAAUAAAUACCCUUUUCAAUGUUGCUUUGAAAGAAAUAUUGAGCAAUGAUAAAGGAAUAAUGUGCGCAGUAACAAAAUUAUUAUUAUCAAAUGAAUUCUCAACCAAUCGUUUUCCUUAUAAUAUGACUAUGAUCCAUGCAUUAUUUUCGUUUGAUAACCGCUCAGCAUCAAGGGUAUUAGCUCGUGAAAUUUCUCAGAUGCUUGCUGCUAAAGAAGAAUAUUUGCGUGUGUCUAGAACAUUCCUUCGGGAAUUUGUCCGCUCUUUAUUACGUGUGGAUUUUGACUUUGCACUUUUUACUGCUCACUUAUUGAACGCAGUGGUAGAAGAUUUUUCAUCUGUUACUACUCCUAUGUUUUUUUUCAAGUCAUUAAUUGAUUUUUGUGUGAUGCUACCAUUUUUGGCAAUUACUCCUAAUGUUAGAGAAGCAGCUCAACUUCGGCGAAAUUCAGCUGGCAGUUUAACUCAAAUACAUAUUAAUGCUUUACAAAAAUUUUAUGCUGAUUUGAAAAACUUCUACGAAAUCUGUGCACAGUUUUUCUACAAACACCAUAACUUUUGCUGUGAUAAUCGGCUCUUUGUAUUUUCCUAUUAUCGAGUUCUUUAUUUAGCACCGGCCGACUACUACGCGAGUGUGGAUCAGUGGCCAACAGAAGCAGAAGUCACGCAUUAUUUGCGUGUUAUAGCUGAUACUCCUAUUAGUGAACUAUUGUUAUCAAUUAUUUUGAAAGCUGGAUCUGAUCUUUCAGUCCCAAUUGAUGCUACGGAUACAGUGGAUGUUAUAGAGAAUAUCACGAAACGAGCUUCGAUGUCUUAUACACUAACAGGUGGUAGUAUGAUUCAGAUCAGUAAUUGUACUCUCUUGGAAACGUUAUUCAAAAUUACAGCUUAUAAACCACCGGCAACAUUCAAUAUUCAAGAAGAAGACCUUCCAUCAUUGGCCGUAAAAACGUUGUAUUGGAAAGCUUGGCUGAUUUCAUUAAUUUGGGCAGCACUGAAUAAAGAAACAUUGUUGAAGGAAGUGUACUGUAGAUUUCCGAACUUGAAAUUGAUCAUGCAGAUUGUUUUAACUUGGGAUUAUUCUUUUCCACCAAUGACAAGCGUAGGGGAUCAAUUAAGUGCGGAAAAAAUGAUUGAGAAUGAUGAAAAAGCAGCAUACGAAGAAAAGAAGGCUAUCAAAAUUCUAGAGGCCAAGUUAGCCGGAACGGAAGUGACAGAUUCCAAUUCAAAGCUUCUCAAUAAAGUUUGCAGUCUUGACAUAACGGGCGUUUGUCGUCGUCUUCCAGAUAACGUAAUGCGUGACUUAGAAAAAUUAAAUGAAGAUCUUGAUUUGUCACGUUUAUUAAGCGAGUGCAGGGAUCCCGAUUUAUUAGCUGACAUUGUUAGGUCUCAGGGUAGUUCGAAAGCUUUACCGCCAAUCAUAAAUUUGGUGGAAUCGAACUCAAAUGCUGUUGCUCAUUUACCUCUUGAGUGUAUUUGUGAACUCUUUAUGCAUUACAUCUCUUCUGCGUCAGCAUCAAAUAGCGUUGCUGCAGGAAUGAUAGAAAAGCUAAGUGCGUUACGUAAUCGUUUGCGAAGUGCUGCAGUGGGUUCAAGCGCGACGAGAGCAUCUGUAUUUGAAACAUUAGAAUAUUUAGCUGCUCAUCUUGCUGCUCAUUCGGCAUCUGAACGUUGUGCUGCAGCUCAUUCUUUGACGUUACUUCUUGAUUAUGAUGCUAAUAUUCAAAUACUACCAGUUGUGAUGGACGCAUUACCUGCCGCUGCCUUUCAUAGAUUUGCAUAUUUUGAUGAAUUAAAGCAUCGAAUUUGUGUAUUACUGUCACAAGCCUGUUCAGUAGAAACAGACUUGAAUCGUUUAUCUGACUAUUUGACUUUUCUCAUUGAACACUCCGAUUCAAAAAGUUUACAUUUGAGGCUAAAAGACGGAACUGAAGCGGAUGUCAUUCGGAUAAAUGCCAUUGAGUUCUACGAGAGGUAUUUUAGAGAAGUAGAGCAAGAUAAAGCUGAGUGGACAGAAGAAUUAGAAGCCCUUUUGCCUUCGAAUGUGAAAAAAGUGUUAAUUUGCAUUGAAAAACCAAAUAAGACAAUGGCUCGGUUACCAAUGAUAUCAACAGGUAUUAAUGGGAUGUUGCAGUUACUCUGCAGUCAAUGGCAAGAUAAAAAUAAGAUGGUUACUCGAGUUCUUAUGGAUCUUUGGUUUCCAAUAUCGGGAAAACGGCCAAAAGUUCUAAGUGCAGAUAGUGCUGAAUUAUUGCCUACCUGGCUAAAAUUGAAGAUGCUUCGUACUGAGGAUGAUCGAAUUAUUCGCGUUGCUAUGGAUGAUAUGAAAGUGGAGGAUGCUUUAAGAUUUGUCCAGUCAUUUGGACUGACAUCUUACGCUUGCUCCAAAAUUCUAGCAAUUUUGGAUGCUGAUGAAACACCUUUAGAUGGAAAUUUAUUAAAAGAAGCUGAGAAGGCAUCACUGUUUGUCAGGGGAUAUAAGUUACAAAAUGCUAAAGGUGGUGAUGUGUUCCUCAGCCGCAUAGCUGCUGUGAAGAGUAUACAAAAAUCUGUAAAAAUUGAAGCCGAUGGAAAUAUUGAUAUAAAAUUAAGCGCACCACCCAAAAUUUUCAAUGAAGAAAUUGUUGAUCCAAAGCGCAUUCUAAUGAAACAAAUGAGUGCCGAGGAAAUCAUUACUUGCAUUGAACUGGCAGUGCAGGAAAACAGAGAACCGGAACAAUGGCCAUCGUUGAUCUCUAAACUUUCACACGAUACUGAGUGUUGUCGAGCUGUUAUCUCAUUUUUGCAAGAAAACCCAAUCAUAUUAACUAGUGAAACUGUAGCUAGACCUCUGUUGAUUUCCUUAAUCACUGCAAGAAAUAAGGAUCCCUCGUUAAUGAGUGAUUUUGAUUCGAUGUUGGACAGUGUGAUCAUCCAAACAAAAAUCCAUAUUCCAGAUUCUGUAAAACGAUUCUUGUGUAGCCGUGGUGGAGAAUGCGCUAUCGAAAUGGAAAGUCCAUUUUCACCAAAUUAUAACACAUAUGAUCCAGAAAGCAUUCUUAUGCGUUUAUCAAAUUCUAUGGGGAUGGGUGAUAUGCAAAAUCGUCUACUGGAAAGAUUUCUGGACACAUAUCCAGAGAUUUUACCUUAUACGGAUGACUAUCUUUGCUGUAAGUCGCAUACAAUAUUGGAAAUUAUAUUCUCUUCUGAAGCACCAGCACUGCUUUAUAUCAUUUCCUUGCUACCUACAGCAUGCUCAUCAACGAUACUGAGCAAAAUAAUUCAAUUUCUUCUUUCAUCUUAUCGACCUCAAUUUAUCAGCAUGUCAGUUAUCCGAGCCAUUAUCAGCAGUUUUCGUUUUUCAAAAACAUCUUCAUUUUCUGCUGAGCAGUGUAGUGUUUUCAUUCAGUACAUUCUUGCUGCGAUGGAAAACAAUUUUGAUAAUGUUAUUACGCUGUUGAUGAAUUUUUUGAAAGAUAACACAAAUAGCGAUAUAACUCAGAAACUAGUCGCUGAUAUUUCAUCUAUUUUGAAAUCCCCGACUGAUAUCCUACACAAACCCCUAAUUCAGCAAGUGGCCAAUGCUUUUGUGAAGCACUUUCCUGAUUCAUUUCUAAAAAAUGACACUGUGGUGGUUAAUUCGUUUCGUUCUAUAUGUACUCAAGAUCGAACUGUUCAUGAUGCUAUUGUGGAGCUUUUUUCCUCAGCUGCAGCUACAAAAGAUAUAAUUAACGAUAAAAUCUCUGCUCUUUCACAAAUUGUACUUCAUCAGCCAUGUGUUGUAUUAAGACAUAUGCCAUUAUUAACAGCUUGUAUGGCAUCAGUAGCCCAAUUACCAGGUCGCCAGUUGCGAGCAAAGGGCUAUCAAGCAUUACUGCACUAUAUUUUAAAGUUGCUUCUGGAUUUAGCUCCACAAUCCUUUCAAGAACGAGAACAUUUGCAUGCUCUUUUGCAGGAGUUCUUUACUCUUUUUGAGAAUGUUGGAUGUGGUCGAACAUGGGUAUCGCUGGGGCAGCAGCUUCAGUGUGUCUGUGUCAAAUAUUUGGAGCUAAAUGCUAAGUCAGCAAAGUCUUAUUUUAUGCUACAAAUGGAAGCGAUUAAGCAGCUUUGUUCAUGUAUGAAAUCGCCUUAUUCUAAAGUAUUAGUUGAUAUGAUUGCUUGCUUAAGCAGAUCCGAAGAAUGA
This is a messenger RNA of Thelazia callipaeda (thelaziosis nematode), 5247 nucleotides long. The record is from the annotation of a GenBank genome assembly. NCBI's taxonomy places the organism in Eukaryota, Metazoa, Nematoda, Chromadorea, Rhabditida, Thelaziidae.